This is a messenger RNA of Nomascus leucogenys (northern white-cheeked gibbon), 4085 nucleotides long. RefSeq names its product collagen alpha-1(XVIII) chain-like. The record is from RefSeq and is a predicted model, not a curated record. The coding region runs from base 131 to 2743 and encodes 870 amino acids. NCBI's taxonomy places the organism in Eukaryota, Metazoa, Chordata, Mammalia, Primates, Hylobatidae. The transcript has 33 exons.
CUCCAGGGGACAUAGGCCCCAAGGGCGACAAGGGAGACCCUGGGGUUGGAGAGAGAGGGCCCCCAGGACCCCAAGGGCCUCCGGGCCCCCAGGACCCUCCUUCAGACAUGACAAGCUGACCUUCAUUGACAUGGAGGGGUCUGGCUUCGGUGGCGAUCUGGAGGCCCUGCGGGGUCCUCGAGGCUUCCCUGGACCCCCCGGACCCCCUGGUGUCCCAGGCCUGCCCGGCGAGCCAGGCCGCUUCGGGGUGAACAGCUCCGACAUCCCAGGGCCCGCCGGCCUUCCUGGUGUGCCUGGGCGCGAGGGUCCCCCCGGGUUUCCCGGCCUCCCGGGACCCCCAGGCCCUCCGGGAAGAGAAGGGCCCCCAGGAAGGACUGGGCAGAAAGGCAGCCUGGGUGAAGCAGGCGCCCCAGGACAUAAGGGGAGCAAGGGAGACCCCGGUCCUGCUGGUGCUCGUGGAGAGAGCGGCCUGGCAGGAGCCCCUGGACCCGCUGGACCACCAGGCCCCCCUGGGCCCCCUGGGCCACCAGGACCAGGACUCCCCGCUGGAUUUGAUGACAUGGAAGGCUCCGGGGGGCCGUUCUGGUCAACAGCCCGAGGCGCUGAUGGGCCGCAGGGACCCCCCGGCCUGCCGGGACUCAAGGGGGAUCCUGGCAUGCCUGGGCUGCCAGGGGCGAAGGGAGAAGUUGGAGCAGAUGGAGCCCCUGGGUUCCCCGGCCUCCCUGGCAGAGAGGGCAUUGCUGGGCCCCAGGGGCCAAAGGGAGACAGAGGCAGCCAGGGAGAAAAGGGAGAUCCAGGGAAGGACGGAGUUGGUCAGCCGGGCCUCCCUGGCCCCCCCGGACCCCCGGGGCCUGUGGUCUACGUGUCGGAGCAGGACGGAUCCGUCCUGAGCAUGCCGGGACCUGAGGGCCGGCCGGGUUUCGCAGGCUUUCCCGGACCUGCAGGACCCAAGGGCGACCUGGGCUCUAAGGGCGAACGAGGCUCCCCGGGACCCAAGGGUGAGAAGGGUGAACCAGGCAGCAUCUUCAGCCCCGAUGGUGGUGUCCUGGGCCCUGCACAGAAAGGAGCCAAGGGAGAGCCGGGCUUCCGAGGACCCCCGGGUCCAUAUGGACGGCCGGGGUACAAGGGAGAGAUUGGCUUUCCUGGACGGCCGGGUCGCCCCGGGAUGAACGGAUUGAAAGGAGAGAAAGGGGAGCCGGGAGAUGCCAGCCUUGGAUUUGGCAUGAGGGGAAUGCCCGGCCCCCCAGGGCCUCCAGGGCCCCCAGGCCCUCCAGGGACUCCUGUUUACGACAGCAAUGUGUUUGCUGAGUCCAGCCGCCCUGGGCCUCCAGGAUUGCCAGGGAAUCAGGGCCCUCCAGGACCCAAGGGCACCAAAGGAGAAGUGGGUCCCCCCGGACCACCAGGGCAGUUUCCGUUCGACUUUCUUCAGUUGGAGGCUGAAAUGAAGGGGGAGAAGGGAGACCAAGGUGAUGCAGGACAGAAAGGCGAAAGGGGUGAGCCCGGGGGUGGCGGCUUCUUCGGCUCCAGCCUGCCAGGCCCCCCCGGACCCCCAGGCCCACCUGGCUACCCUGGGAUUCCAGGUCCCAAGGGAGAGAGCAUCCGGGGCCAACCCGGCCCACCUGGACCUCAGGGACCCCCCGGCAUCGGCUACAAGGGGCGCCAGGGCCCUCCUGGCCCCCCAGGCCCCCCUGGCCCCCCAGGGCCCCCUUCAUUUCCCGGCCCUCACAGGCAGACUAUCAGCGUUCCCGGUCCUCCGGGCCCCCCCGGGCCCCCCGGGCCCCCUGGAACCAUGGGCGCCUCCUCAGGGCAGGUGAGGCUCUGGGCUACACGCCAGGCCAUGCUGGGCCAGGUGCACGAGGUUCCCGAGGGCUGGCUGAUCUUCGUGGCCGAGCAGGAGGAGCUGUACGUCCGCGUGCGGAAUGGGUUCCGGAAGGUCCAGCUGGAGGCCCGGACGCCACUCCCCCGAGGGACGGACAACGAAGUGGCCGCCUUGCAGCCCCCCGUGGUGCAGCUGCACGACAGCAACCCCUACCCGCGGCGGGCACACUCCCACCCCACCGCGCGGCCCUGGCGGGCAGAUGACAUCCUGGCCAGUCCCCCUCGCCUGCCGGAGCCCCAGCCCUACCCAGGAGCCCCGCACCACAGCUCCUACGUGCACCUGCGGCCGGCGCGACCUACAAGCCCACCUGCCCACACCCACCGCGACUUCCAGCCCGUGCUCCACCUGGUUGCGCUCAACAGCCCACUGUCAGGCAGCAUGAGGGGCAUCCGCGGAGCCGACUUCCAGUGCUUCCAGCAGGCGCGGGCCGUGGGGCUGGCGGGCACCUUCCGCGCCUUCCUGUCCUCGCGGCUGCAGGACCUGUACAGCAUCGUGCGCCGCGCCGACCGUGCAGCCGUGCCCAUCGUCAACCUCAAGGACGAGCUGCUGUUUCCCAGCUGGGAGGCUCUGUUCUCAGGCUCUGAGGGUCCGCUGAAGCCCGGGGCACGCAUCUUCUCCUUUGACGGCAAGGACGUCCUGAGGCAUCCCACCUGGCCCCAGAAGAGCAUGUGGCAUGGCUCGGACCCCAACGGGCGCAGGCUGACCGAGAGCUACUGUGAGACAUGGCGGACGGAGGCCCCCUCGGCCACAGGCCAGGCCUCCUCGCUGCUGGGGGGCAGGCUCCUGGGGCAGAAUGCCGCGAGCUGCCAUCACGCCUACAUCGUACUCUGCAUCGAGAACAGCUUCAUGACUGCCUCCAAGUAGCCGCCGCCUGGAUGCGGAUGGCCCGAGAGGAUGGGCGGCUCGGAGGAAGCCCCCACUGUGGGCAGGGCGCGGCUGGCCAGCCCCUGGCCCCAGGACCUGGCUGCCAUACUUUCCUGUAUAGUUCACGUUUCAUGUAAUCCUCAAGAAAUAAAAGGAAGCCAAAGAGUGUAUUUUUUUAAAGGUUUAAAACAGAAGCCUGAUGCUGACAUUCACCUGCCCCAACUCUCCCCUGACCUGUGAGCCCAGCUGGCGCGGCCUGGGUCAUGCAGCCUGGGUCAGGCAGGGUGCAGCAUCACACCCUGUGCAGCCUCUUGGCCUGAUCAGACCACGGCUUGAUUUCUCCAGGAUUUCCUGCUUUGGGAAGCCGUGCUCGCCCCAGCAGGUGCCGACUUCAUCUCCCACCUAGCAGCACCGUCCUGUGCACAAAACCCAGACCUGUUAGCAGACAGGCCCCGUGAGGCAAUGGGAGCUGAGGCCACACUCAGCACAGGGCCACCUGGGCUCUCCUGCAGGGUGUGUGCUCACCCUGCAGUAGAUGGGAGGGAGGCUCAGGUCCCUGGGGCUAGGGGACCCCUUCUGCCUCAGCUCUGAGCCAUUCUCCACAGCAACCCCAGGGUGAAGCAGGUUUCCAAGCUCAGAGGCCCACUGUGACCCCCAGCUCUGGCCUGUCCUCCAGCACCACGCACAGCAGCCUGGGACUGGCCUCCCAAAUGAGCCAUGAGAUACAUCCAAAGCAGACAGCUCCAGCCUGGCCGAGUCCAAGCUGGGAGAUUCAAGGGACCCCUGAGUUGGGGUCUGGCAGCCUCCCAUCCAGGGACCCCAUCUCAUGCCCCUGGCUGGGACAUGGCUCAGCCAGCACUUGUCCAGCUCAGUCCCAGGAUAGAACAAGGCCACAUCGAAGAGGCUGAGGCUGGCACAGGACAUGCGGCAGCCAGCGCACGGGGCAGUGAGGGAGGGCUGCCAUCUGUGCACUGCCCAUAGACAGGCUGGCUCCAGCUGCAGGGCAGUCAUUGGCUGUCUCCUAGGAAACCCACAUCCUUGCCCUCCUUGGGACUGAAGGGGACCCCCAGGGUGCACACAGGCCACCCUGAGGGCAAACAAAGCCGCCACAAGGGGCGACGAGGGCCUCUGCCACAGCCACCCCUGAGAUCCAGCAACAUCGACCCCAGAGUCAUUCAUUCUGUGGAGGGACAAGUGGACUCAAGACAGCGCCAGGCUGACCACAGCACGGCCAACACGCACCUGCCUCGGGACUGCGACGAAACCGGUGAGGCUGGUUCUGUAAUGGUGUGUGAUGUGAAGCCAAUUGAGACAGGCAAAUAAAAGUGACCUUUUACACUGA